This is a messenger RNA of Moesziomyces aphidis, 1602 nucleotides long. NCBI's taxonomy places the organism in Eukaryota, Fungi, Basidiomycota, Ustilaginomycetes, Ustilaginales, Ustilaginaceae. The record is from the annotation of a GenBank genome assembly.
AUGAACAUGCCACCACCGCAUGGCCCUGGUGGGCAUCCCGGCCAUCCAGGUCACCCCGUCCAUCCAGGUCAUCCAGGGCAUCCCGGCCAUCCAGGUCAGCCUGGUCACUUUGGACAUCCUGGUCAGCCUGGGCAUCCGGGCCAUCCGGGCCAUCCAGGCUUUGGCGCCUCAUCCUCUCCCUCACCAGGCAUGAUGAAUCGCCAGCACCCGCAUGCGCAGCAAUUCUACCCGCCGCAAGCUCACCAACAGCACCUCGACUCGCCCUCGGCGUCGGCGAACCGCGGUCGCAAGCGCAAGCUCACCGUGCACAACCACUCGCAGCCGCACAUGCCGCGACGCCUCUCUAUGCAUGGUCCCGGCGGACCGCACGCGCAACAUCCCGGCCAUCCGCAGCAGCUUGGGCCUGGUGGCAUGCACGGUCGUGCGCCCAUGCCGCCGUUCCUCGGGCUCAACCUGCCGCCCACCAUCGCCGACGAGCUGCCCGAGUCGAUCUUUGAUGAUCUCGACCGCCUCGGCCCGCGCGACAUUGCCGUCGCACGGUAUGCGCGCAACCACGAGCUGCUCAGCAUGGUCUUUGACGCACGCCGCAUCGACACGCUCACCCCGGCCCCGUCACCGUAUGUCGACGUGAAGCACGACGACCUCAAGGCCAAGGCGGCUGCAAUCCACGACGAAAUCGCGCAGCUCACCAAGCAGCAUGAAGGAAAGAUGCGCGAGGUGCGCGAGAGCGCCUCCAGCAAGAAGGGCAGGAGCAGCAAGGCGGACGACGAGCUGGAUGGUGAGGUGCCAGCGUGGGCGAACAACGCAUCGAGGGGCAGGAUCGUCGGCGUCGGAUUCGUGCGUGCCGAGACGCCCGAGGAGCUGCGGCCGCCCAAGCCCGCUGCUGAGCCAGCGGCAGCAGCUGCUUCAGUAGCGGAUGGCGCAGGGGAGCAGACGCAGCAGGCUGUGCCUGCAGUGACAGAGGCAGCCGAGGAGGAGAAGGCGCAAGCAGAGCAGACAGCAUCACAGGCAGAGCGCGAGGCAAUCGAGCAGCUCAACGUCGAACUUGGCAUCGCGCCCACGCAGUCGGAGCCGCCUGCGCCCGCACCCGCGCCUGCACCAGUCGCACCUACUGAGGCGACAGCCAUGGCCGAGGACAAACCCGCCGAGGCUGCACCCGCGUCCGUCGAGGCAGUGGCUGCACCGGCCGCAGACGCAGAUGUGGCAGCGGCUGAAACAGGCACUCCGGACGUCGCACUGGCAGCCCAGCCCGUGGCCGAGCUGACGGCAGACGCAGCAGCGACGACGGGCACAGAGGAUGCGUCAGCUGCCGCGGUGGCCGAGACCGCGACCGAGGCCGUCGAAGUUGCACGGGAUGCGGCUGCUGUGCCGGCUGGCGCCGAGGAGAGCGCGACAGCACAGCCAGCAGCUUCUGAGGCGGCCGAUGUGACCAUGGCGGAUGCGGCCGCGCCGACCGUGCAGCCAGUGGUGGAGCAGCCGGACGCGCAGGUCGCCGACUCUGCUGCCCCGACACAAGAACAAGCCAGCACCCAAGUUGAGGCUGAAUCCAAGCCUGAAAUGCCUGCUGCCGCAGCAGAGCCAUCAGAUGCUCCUACCUCGUAG